Molecule: messenger RNA, 1104 nt
Organism: Rotaria socialis
Lineage: Eukaryota; Metazoa; Rotifera; Eurotatoria; Philodinida; Philodinidae
Source: the annotation of a GenBank genome assembly
AUGAAUCGGUUUUUGUGUGAACCCGAUGGUUUAACGCUCAAUACAUCGGCAGCAUAUCGUUUUUCUGAAACAUUGAGCUAUAUUUCUCUUCAUACAUUACCAAUCAUAGCUUUAGCUACUAAUUCAUUAAUUUUACUUCUUGUUCUAACAAAUUCACAAUUAAAUCGUUCGUCAUUUUCUGUUUAUGUAAAAUCAAUGGCUAUAUCAGAUACACUUGUUCUUGUAUUUAAAUUACUCUCAUUUAAAAACAAAACAUCGGUAAUAUUUUAUUCACCAACAAUGUGUAGUGCUUUAGUGUUUCUUCGUGAUGCUUGCGUACUACUAUCUGUUUGGACAAUAGUAUUAAUAACAGUUGAACGUGCAUUGGUUGUUAUAUUUCCAAUACAUAUUAAAAAAUUUGUCUCUGAAUGUCGUGCUCGAGUGUUAAUUAUAUUAAUAGCAUUGAUGAGUAUGAUAUUUUCUUCGCGUGUUUUACUUAUACCAAUUGAUGUGUCAUCAGAACAAAAGAAGCGUUGUCAUCCAGUAGCAGAUUGGCAAAAUUAUCGACAAAUAAAUGCAGCGAUAACCGAAUUCAGCUAUUGCUUUAUUCCAUUAUCAAUUGUUAUUAUUGGUAAUUGUAUAACAUUAUAUACAGUUAAGCGGGCUAUAUUUCAACGACAUCAAGUUUUAACAAAUUAUGUUUAUCAUCAGAAACGACCGUUACAAACAAAUGAAAAUCAAUUAGUGCUUAUGCUCUUUAUUGUUACAUUGAUGUUUAUGGUUUAUUUUCUACCAUUUACAAUAACAAGUUCGAUAUCUAGAUGGGGUUUACCCUUUGGCUUCUGUUUUACACAAAAACAUUUUGAACAUUAUUUGAUUACACGAUCUAUUUUUGAGUUUUUGAAAGACUUAAAUUUUUGCACAAAUUUUAUUAUUUAUUGUAUAAGUGGGCGUAGGUUUCGUUAUGCAUUUUUUUCACUUGUGCAUUGUCGACGUAAUCGGCUAUUUUCCAGUUUACGCUCUUCUAAGAGUACAAAACAACGGACUGAGCAAUUACUACAACAAAAUAUUGUGAAACUAGAUGAUAUCAAUGCAAAACCAACAUUUGAAGGGUCACACAUCUAA